Puccinia triticina is the source of this 4134-nucleotide messenger RNA. RefSeq lists its product as uncharacterized. The coding region runs from base 1 to 4134 and encodes 1377 amino acids. Gene Ontology annotation, cellular component: plasma membrane; cytoplasmic vesicle. Gene Ontology annotation, molecular function: protein binding; phosphatidylinositol binding. The record is from RefSeq and is a predicted model, not a curated record. The transcript has 12 exons. Gene Ontology annotation, biological process: endosomal transport; plasma membrane tubulation; endocytosis. NCBI's taxonomy places the organism in Eukaryota, Fungi, Basidiomycota, Pucciniomycetes, Pucciniales, Pucciniaceae.
AUGUUUGUCUGCGCCGUCAGACUUCAGGGGAGCAGCACAUGGCCGUGGGUAGUCUCCGGGGAGCCGAUCAACCUCAGCCCCACCCAGAACCAACCCAAAAACCACAAAAAACCACGAACAACCCAACAAGCCGAUGAGCAACUGAAGCACACCAUCAUGGCAAAACCACAUCCGAUCGUAUACGCAAUACACGACUUCCAAGCCGAAAACCCAGACGAGCUCUCCUUCACGGCUGGCGAGGCCAUCGAGGUAACCGAGAAGGACGACCUCUACGGCGACGGCUGGUGGCAGGGGCGCAACACCAAAGGCCAGCAUGGGCUGUUCCCACAGGCAUACACCCUGCCAGCCGAAGCAGUCCUCAAGCCAACCCCACAGCUCACCAUGAACGAAACACUCUUCGAAGCUGACGAGCCCACCCACUUCAGCCUCCACAGCAACCCGGCCAAAGCACGCGCCAUCCUAGCACAGAAGGCACAAGCCAACGCAUCAUCUAGCAGCAGCCAUGCCACCGUCAUGGAGAAACUCAAGUCGGCCUCCAACCACAUCCAUCUCUCCCACAGAACCAGCCUCAACUCCCUCAUCAGCAUCCCCGGGAUCGGCGACAUGGAACUCUCAGAAGAGAGCGGAGCCGAAACUGACGACGAUGAUCACGAGCCCAACUCGACCCACAACAAGAAAUCCUGUCGAUCUCGCAGCUCCACCCUUGCCGGAAAACAGCAACCCAAAAACAACAACAACAACAACAACAACAACAACACUCAGCCAUCUGGCUCACCCACCACCCAUCCGACAGCCCCCAAGCUCUCCACCCAGCCCUCAUCCGAAUCCACCCGUCAACCAACUGCCUUCAAGCCCGGGCCCUUCUCCGCUGCUGCCAUGGCCCUCGGCCUCACCGGCUCACCCAAGGAGAAGGACAAACCACCCUUCACAAAAGGCCACCAGCCCCAGAAGCCAUCAUCCUCCAGCAUCCUCAGCGACUUGGCCCUCGAUCUGCGCGACCACUUCAACCUGGCCUCCGCUCCCGUCGCCUCCACCCUCCGGAUGAGUCGCGAAUCUAGUCAGUUCACCAAUCUGCCCACAUUCUCCGAUCUCAAUAACACCCGCCCCCCCAACAGUGCUCCCUCUGAUGGCUUCCGUCCACCAGUCUCCCUCCACCCCACCCCCACUACUCUCCUCAGCUCGGCUGCUGCUUCCGCCCCCGACCAUCAGCAGCCCCCAUCCCCGCAGGAGCAUCUCUCGGAAAAGGUGGCCGUCUCCACAACCAGGAACUCGCUCACCACUCGCUCACAGGAGAACCUGAACGCCACCCCCUCCAACUCGAACCACCACAAUCAUCAACGCCAAGCUUCAGCCUGCAGCACCGGCAGCGGUAUCUUCUUACAUCAGCAACUCUCUCAGCUUCCCCAGCCAGUCCUUCUCCAGGAUACCAAGACCUCCAUCUCAACCGCCGAUUCAUCCUCCGCUAAGGAUUCUCGCUCCCGCUCCAGCAGCCGGGUCGAGCAGUUUAUCUCCAUCGAAGACCAGCCCACCAGCCCGGCCACGAGCACCUUCCCCUCAUCCGCUGGAGGCGCUGGAGCCCGACCCGGGGACGGCUCCCUCUCAUCCUCCCAGAGUCGAUCGCUAAAGCCGCUCGGCUUUGCCUCCUUCUCGUCUGCCUCCCCCGACCAAUGGUCGGUCGCCGAGGUGUCUGAAUGGGCCAAGCUCAAAGGACUCGACGAAUUCACCGUCGGCAAGUUUGUCGAGCACGAGAUCACCGGGGACGUCCUGCUCGAGCUGGAUGUCAAUGCGUUGAAGGAGAUCGAGCUGACGGCCUUCGGACGGAGAGUCCGAGUGAUCAAGGCGAUCGAAGAGCUGAAGAAGAACCUGCUCCACCACAAGCAAUCCCAUCCGCUCUCGCCGCUCUCAGACCCCAUCCAUCUCACCUCCUCCUCCAUCGAUUCGUCCCUCCACCCAUCCCCUCUCGCCAACCCGCGCACUGAACUCGCCCACCAGCACCACCACCAUCACCACCACCAGGCCGGCCGUCUCAGCUUGACCGCCAAGCAUGACCACUCCACGUUCCCCUACCAGAAAGCCUACCUCCCUCAGACGGCAGACGCCAGCGAUCGUGAGGAAGAGCUUGCACAGCAUGCCUCCUCCCGCGACUCGACCUCCAAGGCCUCCGCUCUCCAGAGCCACAAUAAGCGGCCCUCUGAUGCGUCCGGCUUCAGCUCCCAUCGUCGUCAGGAGAACGAGAACAGCAACUCGAGUCGGGACGAGCUUGUCCCCUCGUCCAACCAACUUCCUCCGGGCUACAAGCGCACCUCGUCCGCCUCCGGCCGCCCCCGUCAGGCCACCUUCUCGAACCACGACAGCCCGCAGUCCAACCACCAACGCAACCAGUCCAAGGCCACCGUGGACAGCACCCGUCGUAGUCGAGCCUCUUCAUGGACGCCGGUCACCGAAGCCCACGACGAGAACGAUGCGACAGGGCCCGUCAAGGAUCAGACCGGGACACUCGAGGGGCCCAUCGUGCUCGACUCGCCUGAAAUCCCCGCCGAUGAAAAGCCGAAGAAAGUCAAGAAGAAAAAGCUCGGCAUUCAGAAGCCGCCCGCCACCACGACGGCCGUCUCGUCGCUCAAGACCAAGAAAAACUCGAUCGAGUCGCCCGAUCGCAGGCCUAUCAGUCCCGACACUCCCGACAAAUCUCAGCACGACCCGCCCACUGCUAAUACGAAGUCUCGUACUAGCUUCUUGGGCAAUCUGAGAGUGCGCAAGCCGCCGCCUAAGCUUAGCUCCCAAUCGCCAGUGAGUGUUACUGCGUCGAAUAACAAUGGGGAAGGAGAGGGCCGGCCGAGCAGUUCGUCGGGCAACCCGUCGUCGAUGAACGGCCGACACCAUGGCCGCUCCUUGUUCCAUUUCGGCAGCGGAGGGGGCAGCGGCAGCGGGGGAGGACAAGAGAAAGUGCAGGGCCAGACGCAGCACCAGAUCCAGCACUUGAGCCCGCUCGCCGAAUCCAAGCACGCCAUCUCCUCGCCCAUCCCGCUCGACGAGACCAAGGAAGACGCCGAGGCUGAGGCCGGGCUGGCCGAGGGCGGGAAGCGGGACGGCGAGACCCGGACGGCGCUCGAGCGGAUCGGCUCUCCCGACCAUAUGGGCUGGAUGCGCAAGAAGGGCGAGAAGUAUCCGACGUGGAAGUUGCGCUACUUCAUCCUCAAAGGGCCCAACCUGUACUACCUCAAAGCCCAAAACGAGGUCCGGAUCAAAGGCCUGAUCAAGCUCGCCGGGUUCAAGGUCGUGAUGGACGCUGACGUCCAUCCCGGCCGCUACGGCUUCCGCAUCAUCCACGAUAACGGGGCUACCCAUCUGUUUAGUGCCGACGACUCCAAGCUGCUCAGGGAUUGGAUGAAGGCUAUGAUGAAGGCGACGAUCGACCGGGAUUGGAUCGCUCCGGUCAUCUCGUCCUGCAACAUCCGCACCAUCCCCAUCAAGGAGGCCCAGAAGAUGUUCCCCCCGCCCCGUCCACCCUCCCCGCUUUCUCGGGCACGGGUCCAGAAAGCAAGGCUGGCGGCCAACCCGGACGUCUUGUCGGAGAAAGACGCGGCCGUGUUGAUGGGCUUGCAGUCUCCCGCCCAUCGGCUCGCCGCCGCCGCCGAGAGCCCCAAGUCCCCGGGCGACCAUAACCUCAACGAUCUCCAGCUCGGCGCCGCGUUGAGGCCUCGGCGAAGUACCCAGCGCCCGUCGCCUUCCAAAGCGGGCGCCGAGUCUCCCGAAGAGCUCUCGGCAUCCGACCGGGAAUUGCUCGGCUGGAUCAACGACAAGAUCCGGGCCCGCACGUCCGCCACCGCCUCGGACUUCUCGGGCUCGAUCCGCAACGGCCACGUGCUCGUCCGGCUCAUCGAGGCCCUCACCCGGGCCGACUCCGGCCUCUCCGACAGGGACUUCCUCGGCGCGUCCCAUCUCACCCAGCUCGACCUCCAUCGCCCCUCGCUCGUGCUCAAGGACGACGACUUCGACGUCUUCUUCGCUAUCUUCGACUUCCUCAAUUCCCAGAACAUCCCGUUGGCAGGGUACUCGCUCAACGACCUUAUCUCGGGCGACCCGGACAAGACCAGGGACUUCCUGAUGCGCGUCUAUCUCCGCUUCCAGGGCUGA